Molecule: messenger RNA, 1066 nt
Organism: Mollisia scopiformis
Lineage: Eukaryota; Fungi; Ascomycota; Leotiomycetes; Helotiales; Mollisiaceae
Exons: 1
Coding region: 163-696 (177 amino acids)
Source: RefSeq, a predicted model, not a curated record
CGGGGAAGGUUUUGCGAGAAAGGUUGAUCUCAAGCGUCACUUGGAAACCCAUUCGAAGGAUCGUGCAUUCGAAUGCCCUGAUUCUAGCUGCACCAGUCGUUUUCUCAGAUUUCGCGGAAAGAUAAACUUGACGAUCACAUCAAAACUUGGCAUCCUCAUUUCAUGAAUAUUAUCUUGUCCAAACGAUGCGAUGUUCAUGGAUGCACGGUCAAGAAACCUUUCAAUUCUAUUGAAGAUCGUCAGGCACACUUCACAACCACGCACAAGAUUCAUCGCCCAAAUCACUGCCCAAUCGAGGAGUGCACCCGACACAGCAAUGGAUUUACCACUCUGGGAAAACUUGUCGAACACAUCAAAGUUGAACAUGAUCCUCCAAAAUGCACAUUUGACCAUUGCGACUUUCGAUCCUUAGGAAAUGUUAUGGUCGGACACGUUCAGCGAAUGCAUCGUCAAGGCAACGGCUGGGAAUGCAAGCUUCCAGGAUGUGAAGGAUCAAAGUCUGGAUUUACUUACGACCGAUUCAGAUCGCACGUCUUCUCUCAUGGCAUUGGCAAUUGGUCUUACAGCCAGUUGUGGGCUGUGGACCGAGGUGAUAAAAGUUUUAUACUUGACGGAACGUUUGUGACGUGCAAGCAUUGUUCUGAGAGCAGGGCUCCAUCCGGUCAAAACGAAGCGUCAAAAGAUGGGACCGCAUGAUGACCACACUUUGAAGUCUCAAACUGUUCCGAUGGAGGGUUGGGCUUCGUUAUGGGGCAAGAUAGGCCUCCUAAGGGAAACUUUCAUUUCAUAUCCUAUCGACUUACAAUUUGUUUUCGCGUUUCCAAGAUUUCAUCGACUACUAUCUCUACGCUCAUUAAUGGAAGAUGUCAAGUUAGGAAGGACAAAUAGGAAGGGCAAAACUAGGUAUAUCACUCGGAAAGUACGUUAGCUACUUGUCUAUCGCAAUCAAUGAUUAAAUCUACUUCAAAUCACAAGAAAACUUUCCAGGGCGUCUGAAACCCUUAAGCUUGAACAUACUACGCUCUAUUGUCUUGACUAGUACUUUUGACUGGUGGGCCUAAUCAAC